Molecule: messenger RNA, 276 nt
Organism: Cricetulus griseus (Chinese hamster)
Lineage: Eukaryota; Metazoa; Chordata; Mammalia; Rodentia; Cricetidae
Source: RefSeq, a predicted model, not a curated record
AUGAGCCACUACAGCAGCUACUAUGGAGGCCUUGGCUAUGGCCACAGAGGUUUCCAUGGACUGGGCUAUGGCCAUGGAGUUGUCAGUGGCUAUGGCUACAACCACAGAGGCUUUAAUGGUCUGGGCUAUGGCUUUGGCUGUGGAGGUGGCAGCUUCCACAGACUGGGCAAUCAUGGCUUUGGAGGCUAUGGAUAUGGUUCUAACUAUGGAAACCACAGAUAUGGUUGCUACCAUCCCUCAUCUUUUGGAGGCUAUGGCUUCUCCAGCUUCUACUAA